AUGCACCUUGUUGAUGCGCUCAGUCGAGCAUCUCUUAACAGUAAACCAGAGAUCGAUCCAAAGGAAAUGGCUCAUCACGUCCACUCGGCUAUCAAUGCAAUUUCAAUUCGCGAAUCAAGACUUUCACAGUUGCAAUGUAAAGCGCGGAUUGAUCCAGAUCUACAGAUCUUGAAGCAGUACACAAUCAAUGGUUGGCCAUCCAAAGACGAAAUUAACAACACUGUAAAUUCAUUCUAUAACCAACGUCAUGAAAUCGUGUACAACAAUGACCUCCUUCUGAAAGGACAGCAUAUUAUCAUACCUACCUCGAUGCGUCGUGAAAUGCGAGAGAUUAUACAUCAAGGGCAUCAAGGAAUCGAAAAAUGCAAAAACCGGGCCCGUCAUGCCGUGUACUGGCCAGGGAUGAACCUUGAGUUAGCUGUCCUCGUAUCGCAAUGUGCCACAUGCAUCAAUCAUCGUAAUCGACAUCAAAGGGAGACAUUUAUCUCACAUCAAAUCCCAGACCAAACUCGGGUAAAGUUUGGCACAGAUCUUUUUACACUCUACAACCGAGACUACGUCAUAGUUACUGACCGUCACUCAAAAUUUAUCGAGGUAGCUCUCAUACCAAGGCCAGUGGAUUCUCCUUCAGUUGUACGUGCCAUAAAAAAGAUCUUCAGCCGACAUGAAAUACCACAAAUUGUUGUCUGCGAUAAUGUCCCUCAAUACAGUGCCUCAUCCCUUUAA
This is a messenger RNA of Xenia sp. Carnegie-2017, 726 nucleotides long. RefSeq lists its product as uncharacterized. The transcript has a single exon. Gene Ontology annotation, molecular function: nucleic acid binding. The record is from RefSeq and is a predicted model, not a curated record. Gene Ontology annotation, biological process: DNA integration. Bases 1 to 726 code for a protein of 241 amino acids. NCBI's taxonomy places the organism in Eukaryota, Metazoa, Cnidaria, Anthozoa, Malacalcyonacea, Xeniidae.